GGAAGUGAACAGUGAUCAAGAACAAUUUCCACGUUAGCAGUUUUUUGUUAUUUAUACAUUUAUUAACACCCUGGAACUCAAAAUAUGAUUGAUUUAACUGCACAGCAUUACUUAUGUAUCCCUGGUAGUGUUUAAUUCGCGUUGAAGACAGUACUUGGUUUAUAUAGGUGAUAUAGUUAAUGAUAGUUAGCUGCUAACGUUAGCUAACAAUGGCUACCUGUAACUCAAACGUUAUGAUUUUUCACACUCAAAUAGCCUCCAUUAUGGAGGUGCUAGCGAAUGCGGCCGUUGCAGAGAUCUGUAAACUCGUAGACGACGACUAUGCAGUGUUUCGUUUGGAAAUUACUCAAAGCCAGAAAGAAAACAGGGCAUUGCGGAGGAAACUACAGCUAAUUGAACUGAAGGUGACACGGGAGCGCGCUGAGAGGACAACGCGAGAGCGCGUCCUCGCCAGUCGCCCCAGUAGUGUCAAGAUCCCCGACCGAUACAGAGGAAUAACAAGAGGUGAAGGACAUCUCACUGAAGGCCACAGGAGCUUUGUGAAGCCUGCAGGACACAGAACAUGGAGAGAUGACCAACCAAUAACUAUUGAUGAGGGGAGUGGAACCUCAACCCAGCGCGUUAUCGUGAUAGAGUCUGCAGAUGCAGAGGAGGCAGGUCCUGGAGGAUCGUCUCUGGUCAAACAGGAGAGGACUGAAGGAGAGGAGGACCCACGACACAGCAUAGACAUCCAGAUUGGAGCGGUGGGAGUGGCGCCCCCUGUAGCCACGGAGGACUUCGCCUCCGCGCCCCAUCCUAGGGCCCAAUGCAGCAUCACGGAGGUCAGUGGAACGCCGAAUGCUGUCCUGAAGUCAGAGAAAGACACCGAGACUUUAACUGUAACACAAAGGUUCUUACACACAGGACUUAACCAAAUGUCAGACCCAGAGAGACUGGAGCUGGGACCACUGGGCUGUCCUUCUGCUCCUGGCUCAGAUUAUUUACUUUACGGUAACCCGAGCCUGAGGACGGUUCAUUCCCAUGGGGACUCGGGUGACGUGUUGGAGACUGGCAAUGAUUCAUCUUGUUCUUACACAACAGAGAUGGACCCUGGCAACAUGCCCUUGGAUUUAGAGACACAGACUGAUCUGUCUAGAGGGGACUGGAACCGGUACAGUAGUAGUGUAUACUCUGAAGGGUGCCUAGAUAAGAAAGGGGAGGUUAUAGUCAUAGAUGAGAGGACUGUGAAGGGCGAGGCUCCUCUGACAUGGAAUGUAGAUGAGACUCACUUAGGAGUAGGACACUCACAAGGCAGAGAUUUCUUAGAUUACAGAGAAAGCUUAGAGACAAAUCCAAAUGUUGCGUCCCAUUCCCCUUUACACACGCUCAGGGAUCUCGACACAGUGUCCAUGUUGAUGGGGCCUUCCGAUUCACAGAGCCGGGACUUUUUCGAUCCGGUAUUGAACUCUAAGGAUCAAAGGGCCAAGGCUCGGGGAGGGGGAGCAACAUCAGGCAAUAGUAAAGAGAAACGGUUCUGUAAUGAAGGCUUCAAUUGCCCCCAGAAGGUAGAGAUCCACCAGAGGGUCCACAUAGGGGUGAAACCCUUCAGCUGUACCCAGUGUCAUAUGCACUUUGCUGAGGCUGGCAACCUGAAGAGGCACCAGAGGGUCCACACAGGGGAGAAACCCUUCAGCUGUGUCCAGUGUCACAUGCACUUCGCCCGGACAGGUGACCUGAAGAGGCAUCAGAGGGUCCACACAGGGGAGAAACCCUUCAGCUGUACCCAGUGUCACAUGCGCUUCGCCCAGGCUGGCAACCUAAAGAUGCACCUGAAGGUCCACACGGGAGAAAGGCCAUUUGCCUGUCCACACUGCGGGAAGAGGUUCUCAGAGAGGAGAUGCCUCAGGAUACACCAGCAGAAAAAACAUUCCAUUUUAUAACAAAGAAACCAUUCCACUCAAUAGCUUCUGACACUUAGAUCUAACCCUGCAUUAAAGACAAAGAUUCAUUUUCAUUGUUGUCAGCAGAUGCAUUUCAAGUAACGAGAGUAACAGAUUUCAGUGUUGAAUAUUCCUGUGUAAAUAUUGCAUCCAGACAAGUAUUUUUCAACAUUUUGUUACUUUACAUCCUUAUUCUAAAAUUGAUUUUAUAUAUUUUCUUCAUCAACC
Molecule: messenger RNA, 2147 nt
Organism: Salvelinus namaycush (lake trout)
Lineage: Eukaryota; Metazoa; Chordata; Actinopteri; Salmoniformes; Salmonidae
Product: zinc finger protein 846-like
Exons: 3
Coding region: 210-1919 (569 amino acids)
Biological process (GO): regulation of transcription by RNA polymerase II
Molecular function (GO): RNA polymerase II cis-regulatory region sequence-specific DNA binding; DNA-binding transcription factor activity
Source: RefSeq, a predicted model, not a curated record